Molecule: messenger RNA, 1179 nt
Organism: Amyelois transitella
Lineage: Eukaryota; Metazoa; Arthropoda; Insecta; Lepidoptera; Pyralidae
Gene: Dfd
Product: homeobox protein Hox-B4
Exons: 2
Coding region: 1-1179 (392 amino acids)
Biological process (GO): anterior/posterior pattern specification; regulation of transcription by RNA polymerase II
Cellular component (GO): nucleus
Molecular function (GO): RNA polymerase II cis-regulatory region sequence-specific DNA binding; DNA-binding transcription factor activity, RNA polymerase II-specific
Source: RefSeq, a predicted model, not a curated record
AUGAGCUCCUUCCUCAUGAACGGCGGGUACCAACCGCAGCCGGACCCCAAAUUCCCGCCUUCCGAAGAAUACAGUCAAGCAGACUACAUCCCACCAGGAGAAUAUUACCAACACCAACAUUUACAAUAUGGGUAUCAGCAUCAGUACGCGCCUGUACAGAUUGGAACAGGGUACGGCUAUGGAGGAUACUAUCACCCUUUGCCACAGCAUCCCCCAGUGGCACCACCUCCGCGGCCCCCAGAACCGUCGCACCCAUCGGAUGCUGAUCACGGUUAUGUUCCACCACAUAGUGACGUCCCGCCGGGACUUGCAGAACUUGGACUAAGAUUAGAGAGACAUAUAGAAGAGGCGGCACCAGCUGGGAGGAAACUACAUGCAUUGGGCAGAGAAGGCUCUCCGGCGUCAGAAAUGGAUGACGAAAGGCUACUGCUAGACAGUCCGCCAAUUGAAGAUGAUGAUUCAUCUAUCUGCUCGGACAAUACUGACAGGGUUAUAUAUCCGUGGAUGAAGAAAAUACAUGUUGCAGGUGCUUCAAAUGGAUCAUUUCAACCUGGGAUGGAACCAAAGCGGCAGCGCACAGCAUACACCAGACACCAAAUAUUAGAAUUGGAGAAGGAAUUUCACUACAAUAGAUACCUUACAAGAAGAAGACGAAUAGAAAUAGCCCAUACUCUAGUCCUGUCAGAAAGACAAAUUAAAAUCUGGUUUCAGAACCGACGGAUGAAAUGGAAAAAAGAUAACAAACUUCCAAACACCAAAAAUGUUAGGAGAAAAACCAACCCGGCUGGAGUAACCACCACGGCUAAAGGAGCCGCUACACCAAAGAGUAGAAGUAAGAACACAAACAACAAUGAUAAAAAGAAAUCUAACAACAAUGGAAGACCAGACAGUAUAGAAAAUGUAACAGAUAAUAUAAUGAACGACUUGCAUUGCGUCGGAGCGCAACAAAAUUUAUCACACGAUCCAGCGAUUAGUCCGAUGUCGCAUCAUGGGAACCAGAUGAAUUCGCAUCCCAUGACACCUCAUCAUCUUCAUAUGAUGGGGAUGCACGCUGGAUUGGACCCAUCUAUGGUUGCAAACCUGUCGACCCACGGGUCGCCAGUUGGCAACACGGGUUGUGGAACAGGCAUCCCAAACCAGCCAGUCAUCAAGUCAGAUUACGGUCUCACUGCCUUAUAA